GGGCCGUCGUGCGGCCAUUAAUGGAUGUUGUUUACCUCGGCAACAGAAUCUUAGCCUCGAUGACCUUAAAAUCUAUGGUUUUCCGCAACUUUGUUGAUCUUGUUACGAAUGCAUGUAUUCAAGAAAAAAUUUUAUGCAUCAAAUAAAGAGUAAAUAUCUUCAAUAAAAUGAGUAGCAAGAAGUUCUCUGGUGCACCUUUUGGCAUUCAAAAAGCUAGAUUUGAAGUGGCUGGAAUUCAUCCUAAGAGGAGACCACCUGGUACUUUAACUCAAGUUAGUUAUGAUAGAAAGUCCAUGUUACCUUUGAGCCGAAAACUUGGACCAGGGACAUACAACAUAGAUAAUGCCACCUUUAGUGCCAAAAAUGUUGCAAAAAGUGCAUCAGGACCAGGUUGGGAGCGAGCAUAUGAAACUAGUCAAGCUGCAAAAAUACCUCAUCUGUUGUACCGAGAAGAGUGGAAAAAGAAACAACUGCAAAAAUGCCUCCUUGGUCCAGGUACAUACAACAUUCCUGAUUCAUUUGACGAGUUGAGCAAGAAACCUGGCAGUAAAAGAGGUGUAUGUCAGACAAGGGCUCCAAGAUUUGACGAUUCUGGAAUGAGUGAUGUUCCUGGUCCUGGAACUUAUGGUAAAGGUGGCAUUCCUCAUGCACUACUCGAGGAGAAACAAUUAAAAUCAGCAAGUACCAUUGGUAUGCUUGAUGCUGGAGCAUCUGGUAAAAGACAGUUACCAGAAGUUGGUUCUGCUCUGUGUCCUGGACAGUAUAACUGUAAAAGCUUCACUGAUGAGUUGGCUGAGCGAGUUAUUAGUAAACGUGGUCCCUAUGAUUUGUUUACUGGUGAUCGAAAUAAGCCUAUCACCGUUGGUCAUUUCGCUGCACCUAACAAAGCACACUUAGGACCUGGUGAAUACGAGAUCAAAUCAUUUUUAGAUGGACAGAACAGUGAACACAAGAAAAGACAAGGAAAAUUCGGGAAGGUUGCUCGCUUUCCAGAUGUACCAUCAGAUCGAAUUCACUGCAAAACAUUGUCACAAUGGCCACGAAAAUCAGACGAACCUGGUCCUGGUAGUUACGAUCCAGUGGAUUUGUCGAAACCAGAACCAUUAUGCCGACCACCCUUUGGUUCGACCUCUGAACGGAACGAUAAAAAAGCUACGCAAUUUUUUCUUGGAAGUAACAAUCCAGUUGGUCCAGGUCGUUACAACAUAAGUCAGUGGCACCAAAAACAACACAAGAACGGUAAUGUUAGCGCUUUUAAUUCUAACACCAAACGAUGGGACGCCAAUCGAGAUAAAUAUUUAAUGGAAAGAAUACGCGCGAAAGAUGUGCCAGUUAAAGAUCGUGUAUUUUUGGUACCUUCAGAAGUUUAAAACAUUUUGGUAGUUAUUCUCAUGUGAAUAUUGUAAUUAUUAUCUGUAGAAACGUAUAUUUUUUUAAUUAUUACUAAAAUUAAUUCCUUUUU
Molecule: messenger RNA, 1462 nt
Organism: Hydractinia symbiolongicarpus
Lineage: Eukaryota; Metazoa; Cnidaria; Hydrozoa; Anthoathecata; Hydractiniidae
Product: lymphocyte expansion molecule-like
Exons: 13
Coding region: 168-1370 (400 amino acids)
Source: RefSeq, a predicted model, not a curated record